Molecule: messenger RNA, 279 nt
Organism: Penicillium canariense
Lineage: Eukaryota; Fungi; Ascomycota; Eurotiomycetes; Eurotiales; Aspergillaceae
Exons: 1
Coding region: 1-279 (92 amino acids)
Source: RefSeq, a predicted model, not a curated record
AUGCCUCGCCCCGAUGAUGGGUUACGAAAAGUCACGAAGGGUCCCCAGUACGGCAAGAAUAGCCAGGAAGAGCCCGUUCGUGGAAUGACAUCCUCGGUAGUAUGCUGGGAGGAUCAGCUGCCUGGAUCUGCGUAUCAGCGUGCUGGCAGCGUCGCCUCUACGAAUCAUCUCCAGAUAGCCCCGACUACUGGUUUGAUUGGCCAUGGCGGAGUUGGGCUGGCCAGCAAGCCCAGUCCUGUGCCGAUGGCGUCCCCGGCGAAACCGCCACACCCCCAAUAA